CUCUUUGUCCUUUCCAAAGCCAGCACAUCUACCAAGGUGCAAUAACCAGAACUGCCCAAUGUAGUUGACUAAUCAAUUCAUUGCCACGCCGUGGAACCUCCUGAGGACCACGAAUCUCAGGAUCUCGUUAACUUAACUUUUGCCAAAACUGCAGGUGAAACUUUAUGUCCUGUUCACUGCCAUAAUGUCAGUGAAACUCCAGACAAAUGGCACAAUGAUAAUCACAAUGAUUUUCGGUGUUUCUACAGCUUUUGUGUAGAUUAUGGAGGAACAUUUAUUUCUCAGCUAUGGUAAUCCAUUACAUUGUCUUUGUGUAUACAACAAGCAAUUCUAAAAUAAUUAGUUGCUUCUCCUGUCUAAUAUACUGUAGUUAUUAACCACUUCUCCUUCCUAUACAUUAUCACCUCAACCACAUUAUGCGCCUGUUCACUAUUCAAAUUCCAUCUAUUUAACCUGCCUGUGCCUUUUUUCAUUAUUCUUCACAAGUUACAGGAGUAGAAUUAUUCCAUUUGGCCCAUUGAUUUCACUCCGCCAAUCAAUCAUGGCUGAUCUCUGCCUCCUAAUCCAAUUUUCCUGCCUUGUCCCCAUAACCCUUGACACCCGUUCUAAUCAAGUUCUGCCCUAAACGCUGAAACAUCCCCACAUUUGAAGCGUUUUUCUCAGAUUUCCAUUUCCAGAUAAUUUUUGCACGUGUCAUCCACAAUGUCCAUGAUAAUGGACACCGAAUGAUCCUGUUAAUCACUCUGUUGCCAUAUCAUUAUAUUUCUUCUGCAUGUGAUGAUUUCUGGCACACUUAACUAGUCUUCGCCCCAAGGUGUAAACCAAGCACUGUGUAAUAUUGUCCCAAUAUUGUGACACUUCUCAAUUUAAAACUAAGUCCCUUGGUUCUUCAUUCUCCUAUCCUGGGUGAAAGACAAUGUGCAUUUACCCUAUCUAUUCUCCUGUUAUGCACCUCUAUAUCACCCCUCAUCCUCCUGCACUCUGAGGAAUAAAGUCCUUGCUUUCCCAAUCUCCCUGUGGCUCAGGCCCUCAAGUCUUGGCAACAUCCUUGUAAAACUCUGCACUCUUUCCAACUGAAUGGCAUCCUUCCUAACGCAGGGUGACCAAACCUGACAAGAUAGUCAAAGUGUGGCCUCACCAACAUCUGAUACAACUGAAACGUAAUGUACCAAAUCACUUUCUGAUGAUGGCCAGUGUGCUAAUAGCCUUCUUGGUCAUCCUACCUACGUACUGCACUACUCUCAAAGUGUACUUGUAUUCCAGGUCCCUCUGUUCUACUGGGAGAUCAAGUUGUUCAGAAACCGAAGAUAGACACAAAAUGCUGGAGUAACUCAGCGGGACAGGCAGCAUCUCUGGAGAGAAGAAAUGGCUGUUGCACAAACAAUUAGUGGGUAACAAUGGAAGAUUAUGAAGAGUUCUGUAAGAAGCAUUUAGUCAUGAUUCAGUCUAAGAUGGUAACAAAUGAAGUUCCACCAUCAGCUUGCCAAGAAAGCGUCUCUGUUCUCUGCUUCCAUGGGGUAGCUGUACUCUCUCCUCUGAUGAAUACUGAAAGAAAACUGGAGAUGCAGCAAUACAGACAGAAAGCUGUGGAAUUGGAGGUUGGUCGGUACAAAGCAAGAAAAAGUGCCUUGCUUACCCGUGUGGAAGAAAUUAUUGAAAACGUACAGGUAUGUAAAGUGCCAAGUACUACUGAAUGUACAAAACAUCCUAUUACACAACUUCCAGUAAAUGAGUUCACAACAAUACAACAUUCUAACCGUUCUUCGCUUUCGCCAACAUGUACUGAAAACUCCGAGGACCUUAUUCUGUUAUCUAGACCGCUGUUGAAAUUGAAGGAAAAGAUUUCCAAUGGAAACUCUGACGAAAGAUGUAGCUUUUCUUCUCAAAUAAGCAAGCUGCCCAAAUCAACUGGUAACAUCCAAGCUAAUACUAGUUCAGUAUGUGUGAACCCUAAAAACACUGAUGUACUGCCACCUGCAAAGGAAUAUCCUGAUCCUUACACAAUGAGUCUCCAGAAUUUGCUUAAAAAGUCAAGGGAAUACAUAGAGAGAGAACAAAACCGACGUAAUGGGAAAACUGUUUCCAAGGAAGGUACAAAUGAAAGCCAUUCAGAUAAAGAAAAUGAUGGUGUUAAAGUUGAUGAGUGGCAAAACGAACGAAACAACGUUUCUAACAGAAGUCAAAGUUCUAGUCCUGUGAUAGUUGAUAAUUCAUGCAGUUCAAGGUCAUCUUUACAAUCACAAGUUGCUUCUGUGAUCAAUGAAAGCUUUGAAUUGCAUGAUAAAAUAGCACUUAACGUAUCCACUUCAGUUUUAUGUACUCCAAAUUUAGACUUUGCAGCAAAGUCAAUAAAUGGCUCAUCUAAAGAAUCUGAGUCAGAUGAUGAUUGGAUAAACAGAUCAGCAUCUGAAUAUGAAAAUAGUUUGCUUAAAAGUCUAACAGGAUCCUAUGCUAAACUGCCCAAUCCUGAACCAAGUCGAAGUCCCAAAAUACACCAAAGAUACCCCAGAACCACAACCAAUAUUGUUAUUAAUAACCCAGUGAAUGCAUAUGAACUUAGCCCAAAAGACAAAUUUAGUGGCGUACCUGGGACGAACACAUAUCAAAUAAACAUUGAUAGUCUUGAUGUACGGAGAGCUAUUCCAAAUGAGCUUUCAGUAAUUAUCAAUCAAGAAAAAAUUGAAAAACAUGCUGGGAAACUGCAAGAUCUUUCAUCGUCUUUGGGAAAGAUAAAUGAUAUAAUGUCAAAAAAUAAUUCACCAUUUACCAUCUCUGAACUUUGUGGAAAACCUGAAGUAAACUUGAUUGGAACCAUCGUUGAUACUGAAGUUCAGAUGCCAAUAAGGAGCUUGAUUCACAAAGAUUCAUGUGAUUUGGAACGGGCUUCUCCAUUGCUUACAAGUAAACAAGACAUAUGCCAGCUAUUAGAAACCCCACUUGAACUUGAUGUCAGUGACCAAAAGACCAGCAGCCUGAUUGAACCUACUGUGCUGAACAAAUCGUAUGAUGUCAUUCAUCCAUCUCCAGUGCUGUUGCAAGCUCAACGCAUAAAGCAACAAGCUGAUUUCUUGCUGGCACCUCCCGAACGUGAAAAGUGUUCACAAAGCAACAUGGAAAUUAAAGCCAAACGCAAGUUAGAUCUGGGUAUUCUAAAUACCAAAGAAAACAAACAGUCGACUAUUAAAACUACAGCCUCAUUUGUUCAGGAGAUGAGCAGGUGGAUUCAAGAAAGGCAUCAAAGAGUUCCUAUAAUCAGGAGUGAAAAUGAAGUGCCCUUAAAUAGCCAUAUUAAGACAGGAGAUGAAGAUCUUAUCACAAAACAGAUGUUGGCAUUGGUAGAAAUGCGGAGGCAACUGGAGGAACAACAUACCUUGCAACUGUCUAUGCUCAUAGCUGAACAAGAGAAAGAGCAAGAGAAACUGCGGAUGGAAAUAGAAGAACAAGAAAGGCGACUGAGAGAGCAAACCAGUUUUGUGAGGGUUUCGUCGGAAAGUUGUUCAAGUAAAGAAACCUCUUUAGAUUGGAAGAGAAUAAAUAGAAGCUAUGUUGUGCCUUCCCUGACCAAUCGAGUGGAUGGCAGUCACUCUUUGCUCACCAGCCAGUCAAUAAGCCCCGAGUCAUCGUUCAGUCGAUGGGCAGUUCAGGAUGAUGGAGUCCAGGAAGUGCAGUCAUCCGGUUUCAUUAGCAGGCUGAGGACCAGACGCUCACAGAUGAAUACACCAGAAAUCCAACAAAAAUUUCAUAAGAUUACAGCUCUGGCAAAAGGAUUUUUAACUCGCAGACUGAUGAAGACAGUGAAACUAAAACAGCUUCAGCAAACUGUCAAAGAUACCAUGGAGUUCAUCAAUAGCUUCCAGCCAGAAGCAUCCUUGAGAAGAGGUGCCACUUCAUCACAAGAUGUUUCUCUGCAGGAAAGAGUUGUUGCUCAGUUGCGAGCUGCACUUUACGAUAUACAUGACGUCUUCUUUGUAUUAACUUCGAAUGAGAGAAUGCAGAUCCUAUCUCAAGAUCGUGAAAUUCGCAAAGAAAAACAACUGCGACAAAUGGUAACUUUCUCUGAGAAAUGGAAGUGUCCUAAAGAAAGAAUAUCCCUUUCAGUAGCAACUCAGAAAUCUUUAGACAGGAAAAAGCAAAUUAAGGCUGCUGAAAUGGGAGUAACCAGUAAACAAAAGUCACAAACAAAACAAAAGACUUCAUCUGAAACCAGGAUUCUUCAACCAAGUCAAGGGCAGAACGCCCCUGUACAAAGACAACUACACAGACAAGGGAGUAUGUCCAGGAAGAGCGCUGAAAACAAAGUCAAGCGUUACGACUCACUGAGGAAGCAACACUCCUUUGGAUGAAAGGCGUGCAGAGAUGCCAGACAUUGAGAAAAAUCAGCGUGUCAAUAAAAAAUACCAAAAUGAAACAACGAGAGUCUAUUGAAAUAAAUUUUGCAAGUGUCAAACUUUCUAAAUUAUCUUUGCAUAAAUAUUAACAAUUCCGUACCUCAAACUGAAAAAAGCAUGCACUCCAAGGAUUUCAAAGUGCAUCAGUUAACAGCUAAUUGCUCUAGUUGUUUCUUGCACUGAUUUUAUAUAUUUGGGUGGAAAGGGACUGCAGGAAAUAAUAUCUCAAAUAUUGAGUUUUCUCUACUGUCUAAACUAAAUGUAGAAUCUUUCUUUGGUUUUACAAUGCAGCUAAUUACUAGAAGAAUUGACUUGUGAAAUGCAUUGCUGCAUUUAAGUAUUAACUUUCAGCCAAGCUCUGCAAAAUGUUCUAUUGUAACUUACUAACUUUACCUUUAAUUAUCAAAGCAUGCAUUUGAGAAAAUCUUGCCAUUGUUUUCUGAAGCAUUGUAAUGAAUUCUCCCCUUGAUAACUGAAAGGCCUUGAGUUCAACAGAUGCCAUUUCCAGUCAAUGCCAAUUAAUUUUUCUUGGUUAUAUAAAUAACCUUUUAUGUUUAAAUCACAUUGUUUGUGCCAAUAAUUUUAUUUUUAUAACGUUUCAAUUAAGUAUUUAUGUUGUGCAUGUUGCAAAAUAAACUCUUUGAAUAUUAUUUACAUUAUUAUUGAUGUAUUUUACUUUGUAAUAAAAUACUGAGAUAUUUGAAUCUU
This is a messenger RNA of Leucoraja erinaceus (little skate), 5096 nucleotides long. RefSeq names its product centriolar coiled-coil protein of 110 kDa-like. The record is from RefSeq and is a predicted model, not a curated record. Gene Ontology annotation, cellular component: centriole. Gene Ontology annotation, biological process: centrosome duplication; regulation of cytokinesis; centriole replication. Lineage: Eukaryota; Metazoa; Chordata; Chondrichthyes; Rajiformes; Rajidae.